This is a messenger RNA of Phytophthora nicotianae INRA-310, 1785 nucleotides long. RefSeq lists its product as hypothetical. Lineage: Eukaryota; Oomycota; Peronosporomycetes; Peronosporales; Peronosporaceae. The record is from RefSeq and is a predicted model, not a curated record. Gene Ontology annotation, biological process: protein monoubiquitination; DNA damage tolerance. Bases 187 to 1656 code for a protein of 489 amino acids. Gene Ontology annotation, molecular function: metal ion binding; single-stranded DNA binding; ubiquitin protein ligase activity. Gene Ontology annotation, cellular component: Rad6-Rad18 complex; nucleus. The transcript has 2 exons.
UUACAAUUUGUGUACACCACAUCGCUUGUCACCGAUACCGGUAUACGCCGCGGCAACUGCACACUUUCAGCGCGGGAACCGCUUUCAGUCCUUGGUGUCAGCAACCCAGUCGACUUCUGCCUUCCCCUGUCGUAAAACCUUUUUUUUCUUCAUAACUUUUAGCUGCAAUUCUAAAAAUUUAAAGUUAUGCAGAUGAUGGGCUUCGGGGGUGACGAUAUGCUGGACGAAUGGGAGUGGCCGGUCGACUGCAAGGCCCAGCGAGAGAUGGAGAGCCAUCUGCGCUGCCAGAUCUGCGGCGACUUCUUCCACGGCCCCGUGCUGUUGCCCUGUUCACACACAUUCUGCUCGGCGUGCGUGCGUCGCUUCCUGCAGAGUAAAGGGGCGCACGGCUGCUGUCCGUCAUGUAAACAGCCCUGCACGUCGCGGGAUUUAGUACCGAACCGUGCACUAGAGCAGGUGGCGCUGCUAUUCGAAAAAUCUAAGCCAGAGCUUCUAAGGAGACUGCAGGGUACAAAAGCGCCGAGUUCAGCGACCUCCACGCCUAACACAGAGAGUGGCAAGACCAGGAAGGCCAAGCAAGACAAGCCGGAAAGAAUGCCACUCAUGUCCUACAGUGUCAUGCGCGACAAGGAAGUGAGGAAGCUGCUGGACUCGAUCAACGUCCGAGUACCGACUAAGAAUCGCGAUGAGAUUAUUCAGAUUCACAAAGAGUACGUGCUGCUGUCGAACGCACAGGCAGAUUCAGUCAACCCGAAGAGUACAGCUCAGCUACGAGAGGAAGUGGUGCGGAAUCACUUUGCGAGAAUGCAGCAAAAAGCCAAGACAGACGCGCUCAAGCGCAGCAGCGAAAACGCAGGAAGCGGGAACGCAGCGUCGCCGUCGCCAGGAGUGUCGGUACAGAUGCGUGCCAACUUUGAGAAACUCCGACAGGAUAUUGCAGACCGGAAAGCAGGAAAAAAGCCCCCGACGCCAGCGACUGAUACUUCGUCCACAAGUACUCCAGCAAAGUCACAGAAGAAGAGAACGGAGGAAGAUGCAUCGUCUGUGGGCGUGUGGCGUCACUUUUGUGCUUUGGACACGAGCAUCAAGCAAGAAUUUUACGUCAACUCGGUGACACACGAGAUUCGAACUGAAUUGCCGUCGCCACUUGUUCAGGAGCAGUCGCCGGCGAAUCGCUAUGAUGACCUGAAUGGUGUUGCGCGUGCUGUAGCCGAGAAAGAGUCAACCGCAGUAGGUCAGGGUAAUGCAGCCAAGGCGGUGACUCCAUUAAAGGCCAAAGCACGGGCCAAGCGAGCAAUUGCACCGGCAUUUGCUUCACCCGACGCUACUUCCGAAUUCCAGAGAGCUACAGAGGAGAUCGUUGUCUCAGACAACGAGGACGCCGAGGAAGAAGAGCUAGACGGAAAGAAGAAGCGAGAAAGCUUAGGGAAGCACGCUCGGAGUAGUGACGGUGCUGGUUCGACAGCAGAUACCGUCGUUGAUGUGACCGAAGACGGGAGUGAGACGCCCAGCGAAUGGCAGUGCUCACGGUGUACAUUAAUCAACGAAGCGAAGUGUCAGCAGUGCGAAGCAUGCGGCUACGAGUCUGUCUCUGCUCCGGUCAAGAAGCGCCUGCGUAAGAAGAUGCACUUCCAAAGCAAAAUAUCUUUGUCAUAGACCCUCAGAAUAUCAUUUAGCAGUCGAACUCAACAACUCUUGUCAUCCUUCGCUCUACGAGAGCAGCGCCUUGAACUCAUCGUACUCAAUUUCUCCGCUCCCGUCCGUGUCUAGCUCGUCCAGCAUGCG